Molecule: messenger RNA, 12135 nt
Organism: Besnoitia besnoiti
Lineage: Eukaryota; Apicomplexa; Conoidasida; Eucoccidiorida; Sarcocystidae
Exons: 2
Coding region: 1-12135 (4044 amino acids)
Biological process (GO): regulation of DNA-templated transcription; double-strand break repair via homologous recombination
Source: RefSeq, a predicted model, not a curated record
AUGGACGGUCUGCAGAUCUUCUGGGCGCACGAGGAGGGGGAGGAGGACAGCGGAGAGGAGGAUGAAGAGGAGGGCGAAGAUCUCGAAACGCAGCUGCUAACGUGCGCUUCGCUUCGCACAGACGCGAGGCAGCCUCCUCCUUUGUGGCUCCCGCCACACGAAGUGCGCGAGGAGACGACCCGCCGCGCUGCAAAGCCCCUCUCCUCUGCUGUCGAGCUCGACGGUACGCUGGCGGCGUCGCGCGAGGCUCUCCCCCGCAGCGGAGCCGCCGCGACUUCUCCUUACUCCAGCGGCCCCAGUGUCCUCCCUGCUGAGCCUCGCGCCUCCAGUCCUCUUCUCGCGUCUGCCUGUUCGCCCUUUCCUCGGCCUCUCCCGCUGCAGUCUCUGUCUGCUCUCCGCUCCCUGCAUUUCUCCAGCCUUCCUUCUCACGCGGCUUCUUCGCCUGUCUCGAAAUAUCCAGCCACGUCGGUAUCGCCCCCUUCUGACCCCGUGCCUGCCUCCACAUCCGCUGCCGCCGAUUCGCGUGCUUCCUUCGUCGACCGCCAGAGCCGCAGCGUCACGCCCUGUUCGUCGGCGACCCGCGCCGACAGCACAGCGGCGCUGUGGCGGUCGAAGGAGACUGAUGCAUCGGCCGUCCCUCCGGGUACGGCCUGUGGUCUUCCAUCGCAUCUUUCUUCGUCUUGGUCUACAGCUGCGGCCUCGUCCGCGCCCUCUGCGUUUCCUCUCUCGGGAUCUUCGAGCUCCUCGCCCAGCGCCUCCCCGAUUCGUUCUUUGUCUUGUGUGACUGGCGUUCCCAGUUGCAGCGGCUCCGCGUCUUCGCCGGCGUCCUCUGCGGGCUCCUCCUCGCCUUUAAAGACUCAGACCCCGUCGCCCUGCAGUCAGUUGUUUUCUCUGCUGGAUGACCUGCUCGAGGGAGGCGUCCUCUGCGAGUUCAAUUCGCCUUCGCCGAAGAAAAGCCCUGGGCUCGGCGGGAGGCUGUCAUCGUCUUUCUCCUCCGAUGCCUCGUCUGCAACUCCGUCACCCGUAAAGGCUCUCGCGACUCCUGCUGUCGCGAGUCCCUCUCGCGCGCCUCAUGCGGCCGCCCCCUGGGCUGCCUCUUCGGGCUCCUCCGCGGCAUCUUGCUCCCUCGCUGCGGCGCCUGUUUCUUCCCGCCCUUUGACUUCGCCUGUUUCGGCAUCCCGCGCCGCACAGACGCCGUCGCGGGGGAGCCAAACCCGCGCGGCAGUUUCUCCGUCCGCCGCCGCUUGUUGCUCGCCUCGGGCUCCACUGUCUGCUUUCGAUUCCGCAGCGACGCCGCCCAUGCUUUCUUCUCCACUCGCGAGUUUGUCUCCCAGCUCGCUGCCGCGUUCCUCUUCAGUUGAUGCUGCCUCACGCGCGUCUGCGGCAGCGAGCCGACAGUCUGACCCCCCUCCUCCGCCCCCCAGCGUUGUUGCGCAAGCAGAGAAGACUGGCGACUUGCACGCUCAGGCAUGCGUGGAUUUCGAGCUGGACGAUCUCGAUGACGUCCUCUCUCAGCCCUCCGCCUGUGCUUCUGUCGUUUCGCUGCAUGCGCGGGCUCCAGGCUCUUCGCCGCACCACGCGACGCCUCGGCCGUCUCCCGCGUCGCGCGCAGAUUGUCUCUCCUCUGCCGCUGCGCAAAACAUCGCAGACGAGUCGACGACGCAGAAAGCGGAUCCUAGCGAUGCAGACGCCGUCGCCGCAUGCCGGGUAGGCGGCGGAGGGUGGUCGGGCGAGGGCGCCCAGUCGCCGUCUCUCCCCCCCGUCGCCAGAGCGGCGGAACUCGCUGUAGACAGAAAGCUGUUCGACUCGAAUCCGCUCGGAGGCAACCCAAGUGGCAGCGCCAGGAGUCUCUGCCUCCCUCAGGCAAGCGGGCACAAGAACUCGGAGGACAUUCCGCGCCGUUUCCUCGCCUUCUUUGACGAUUCGCUGUCCUUCUCUCUCCCCGCCGCACGCGUCAGUCCCUCCGCGCCGUUGCGGAAUCCGCUCACUGCCUGCGAGCCGCAAACACACGGGUCAGUGGAUGCCGGCGAGGGAGACGCGCCGCCGGUGUCUGCCGGAUUCCGCUUCGCGUCAGGGAGGUCGGUGGCGAUUAGCGAGGAGGCGCGUGAGCGGGCGAAACGUCUGCUGCAGUUCGAUAGUGGCCUGACAGGAGCGGCUGCCGCAGAGGGCGCCGUGAAUGGCAUGCAGGAAGCGAGGCAGCCGGUGGAUGCCGGCGAGGGAGACGCGCCGCCGGUGUCUGCCGGAUUCCGCUUCGCGUCAGGGAGGUCGGUGGCGAUUAGCGAGGAGGCGCGUGAGCGGGCGAAACGUCUGCUGCAGUUCGAUAGUGGCCUGACAGGAGCGGCUGCCGCAGAGGGCGCCGUGAAUGGCAUGCAGGAAGCGAGGCAGCCGGUGGAUGCCGGCGAGGGAGACGCGCCGCCGGUGUCUGCCGGAUUCCGCUUCGCGUCAGGGAGGUCGGUGGCGAUUAGCGAGGAGGCGCGUGAGCGGGCGAAACGUCUGCUGCAGUUCGAUAGUGGCCUGACAGGAGCGGCUGCCGCAGAGGGCGCCGUGAAUGGCAUGCAGGAAGCGAGGCAGCCGGUGGAUGCCGGCGAGGGAGACGCGCCGCCGGUGUCUGCCGGAUUCCGCUUCGCGUCAGGGAGGUCGGUGGCGAUUAGCGAGGAGGCGCGUGAGCGGGCGAAACGUCUGCUGCAGUUCGAUAGUGGCCUGACAGGAGCGGCUGCCGCAGAGGGCGCCGUGAAUGGCAUGCAGGAAGCGAGGCAGCCGGUGGAUGCCGGCGAGGGAGACGCGCCGCCGGUGUCUGCCGGAUUCCGCUUCGCGUCAGGGAGGUCGGUGGCGAUUAGCGAGGAGGCGCGUGAGCGGGCGAAACGUCUGCUGCAGUUCGAUAGUGGCCUGACAGGAGCGGCUGCCGCAGAGGGCGCCGUGAAUGGCAUGCAGGAAGCGAGGCAGCCGGUGGAUGCCGGCGAGGGAGACGCGCCGCCGGUGUCUGCCGGAUUCCGCUUCGCGUCAGGGAGGUCGGUGGCGAUUAGCGAGGAGGCGCGUGAGCGGGCGAAACGUCUGCUGCAGUUCGAUAGUGGCCUGACAGGAGCGGCUGCCGCAGAGGGCGCCGUGAAUGGCAUGCAGGAAGCGAGGCAGCCGGUGGAUGCCGGCGAGGGAGACGCGCCGCCGGUGUCUGCCGGAUUCCGCUUCGCGUCAGGGAGGUCGGUGGCGAUUAGCGAGGAGGCGCGUGAGCGGGCGAAACGUCUGCUGCAGUUCGAUAGUGGCCUGACAGGAGCGGCUGCCGCAGAGGGCGCCGUGAAUGGCAUGCAGGAAGCGAGGCAGCCGGUGGAUGCCGGCGAGGGAGACGCGCUGCCGGUGUCUGCCGGAUUCCGCUUCGCGUCAGGGAGGUCGGUGGCGAUUAGCGAGGAGGCGCGUGAGCGGGCGAAACGUCUGCUGCAGUUCGAUAGUGGCCUGACAGGAGCGGCUGCCGCAGAGGGCGCCGUGAAUGGCAUGCAGGAAGCGAGGCAGCCGGUGGAUGCCGGCGAGGGAGACGCGCCGCCGGUGUCUGCCGGAUUCCGCUUCGCGUCAGGGAGGUCGGUGGCGAUUAGCGAGGAGGCGCGUGAGCGGGCGAAACGUCUGCUGCAGUUCGAUAGUGGCCUGACAGGAGCGGCUGCCGCAGAGGGCGCCGUGAAUGGCAUGCAGGAAGCGAGGCAGCCGGUGGAUGCCGGCGAGGGAGACGCGCCGCCGGUGUCUGCCGGAUUCCGCUUCGCGUCAGGGAGGUCGGUGGCGAUUAGCGAGGAGGCGCGUGAGCGGGCGAAACGUCUGCUGCAGUUCGAUAGUGGCCUGACAGGAGCGGCUGCCGCAGAGGGCGCCGUGAAUGGCAUGCAGGAAGCGAGGCAGCCGGUGGAUGCCGGCGAGGGAGACGCGCCGCCGGUGUCUGCCGGAUUCCGCUUCGCGUCAGGGAGGUCGGUGGCGAUUAGCGAGGAGGCGCGUGAGCGGGCGAAACGUCUGCUGCAGUUCGAUAGUGGCCUGACAGGAGCGGCUGCCGCAGAGGGCGCCGUGAAUGGCAUGCAGGAAGCGAGGCAGCCGGUGGAUGCCGGCGAGGGAGACGCGCCGCCGGUGUCUGCCGGAUUCCGCUUCGCGUCAGGGAGGUCGGUGGCGAUUAGCGAGGAGGCGCGUGAGCGGGCGAAACGUCUGCUGCAGUUCGAUAGUGGCCUGACAGGAGCGGCUGCCGCAGAGGGCGCCGUGAAUGGCAUGCAGGAAGCGAGGCAGCCGGUGGAUGCCGGCGAGGGAGACGCGCCGCCGGUGUCUGCCGGAUUCCGCUUCGCGUCAGGGAGGUCGGUGGCGAUUAGCGAGGAGGCGCGUGAGCGGGCGAAACGUCUGCUGCAGUUCGAUAGUGGCCUGACAGGAGCGGCUGCCGCAGAGGGCGCCGUGAAUGGCAUGCAGGAAGCGAGGCAGCCGGUGGAUGCCGGCGAGGGAGACGCGCCGCCGGUGUCUGCCGGAUUCCGCUUCGCGUCAGGGAGGUCGGUGGCGAUUAGCGAGGAGGCGCGUGAGCGGGCGAAACGUCUGCUGCAGUUCGAUAGUGGCCUGACAGGAGCGGCUGCCGCAGAGGGCGCCGUGAAUGGCAUGCAGGAAGCGAGGCAGCCGGUGGAUGCCGGCGAGGGAGACGCGCCGCCGGUGUCUGCCGGAUUCCGCUUCGCGUCAGGGAGGUCGGUGGCGAUUAGCGAGGAGGCGCGUGAGCGGGCGAAACGUCUGCUGCAGUUCGAUAGUGGCCUGACAGGAGCGGCUGCCGCAGAGGGCGCCGUGAAUGGCAUGCAGGAAGCGAGGCAGCCGGUGGAUGCCGGCGAGGGAGACGCGCCGCCGGUGUCUGCCGGAUUCCGCUUCGCGUCAGGGAGGUCGGUGGCGAUUAGCGAGGAGGCGCGUGAGCGGGCGAAACGUCUGCUGCAGUUCGAUAGUAGCGAGGGCGGUGGCGUAGGAGGAAGCGGGCUGGACGGAGGGCAUGCCGCUGGGCAUGCGCGGGAGUUCAAGUGGAUGGGUGCGGGAGAAGUGGUAUCGCAAAUCGACGACAAGUUGGUGGAUGAGCUUGCAUGUUUUUUCGAGUCCCCGAGGCCGGCGCUCUCUUUGGGGGUUGGAGGAGCUGCGGCGGCGGGCGGCGACGAUGCAGGAGCGGAGGUCGCGGGCUGCAGCCGUCGCGACGCGGAGACAAGAGAGCCCGCGUCGGUGGAUUCGCCCCACAACCUGUCUCCUCCUCCCGCAGUGUCUCUGACUGUGCCCUCUGUGGCUAGUUGUCCCUCGCUCCCCGUCGCUGCUUCUUCGGAAGCCUGUCUUGGUUCUUCGGCAGAGCUGGCUACCUCAUCUGACUCUCCGGUCGCAUGCAGGGGUUCGCCAGCGUCGUCGGCGCCUGCAUGCAACAACGAGUCCGUUUCCUGUUCCUCCUCGUCAGCCUCGUCCUCUCCCCCCUCUUAUGUUUCGCCUUCAUCGUCUUGCUUGCAUGCGCCGCCGCCGCGACUCCUGCGCCGGCGCGGUCCGGCCUCGGGCCUGUUGGUGCGCGUCGCGGAGGCGGGAGCCGGCGGGGGCCGCUCGGGCGCGAGCCCGAGAGACAGGAGACAGUUCAAGGCUCCGCGGCGGAACGCGCAGCGGGCGGCUCCUGGCGGCAAGCACGUCGCGCAAGCGAGGCAGAGCGGAGCGGAGGUGGAGAAAGCGCAGGGCGCGAGGCCGGGCGACUCUGCGCCGAAGGCCACUCCGCAGCACGAGCAAGAAGACGAGAACGGAAGUCUCGCGGGCACUGCCAACGAUAUCUGCGUCAGCAAGGGACUCGAGCCAGCGAGCUCUCUUAUGGCCUUCAGCGAGGGACCUAGAAGUUCUCCCUCGGGCCUUUCUUCGCCAGCUGUGCCUUCCUCCUCUUCGCGUUCGCGUCUUCUCUGCGCCGACUCUUCAUUCUGCGAAAAUCGUCUGCUGCUUCGUUGGCUCUGGGGCCAGCACGCGCGAUCCAUCACCGUAGUCGUACCCUGCGCCCUGCGCGCCCUCUUUGCUUCCUCGUCUUUUGUUCCUCUGUCUGCCCUCCGGUCGUCCCUUUCAGGAUCCCGUCCUCCGCACUCCCACACGGCCUCUCUCUCCUCGGCGCCUGCCUCUCCGCGUUCUUCGCUUCUGCCGCGCAAGUCCUCCUCCGGUCUCCGUCGCGGCGUCGCCGAUUUCGCGUUUUUCUUCAUCCAGCAAGGUGGCUGGCUGCUCUGUCUCCCCGAGGCUCUUCGCCGCAGCGUCGACCCCCUGCGGUGCGCUUCGCUGGACGCCUCGCGCGCGUUUGUUGUUUUCUCCUGUGAGGCUCCUGCGCACGCCGCGGGAGCGACGGGUGACGUCCCUGCCGCAGACUCGAGUAAAGCACGCGGCGACGGCGAUGAAGAAGAAGGCCUCCUACGAGUAGCGGGCGCCGACGAGUGCUACUGCAUGGUGCAGACCUACUUGCAGGCGAGCCGGGAGGCAAAGCGCCAGGGCAGCUCUCUACCUUCGCUCCUGUCGGCUGCGCUCGCUCGAGCCGCCCCGUCGUCGCUUUUGGCCUCUCUGUCGCUUCUCCCUAAUUGUGGAGCAGGGGACGCGCGGGCGGCGUCGAGCGAUUCAAAGGCGCAGCAGCGACGAGGCUUGUCUCAAACAGAAAGCGGACGCUUCACACGCGCCUGGGUUCGCCACCACUACGCGCUACUUUCGCUCUACGCCUCGCAGCGCUGGCUCCAACGAUGCGCGCGGGCAAUGGCUGACUCACGCUCGGACCCGGAAGGCGUCGCGCGACAGGCGAGUCGUCCUGCGUCUCCUUCGUCAGUCUUCGCUCCCGGCUCGCCUCCGCCGCGGCCCCCGAGCCCGCUGAGUCUCCUCCGCGCGCUCCUGCGGCGCGUCGACGAGGAGGCGAACGGGCGCAGCUCGAUUCUGCGUCAAGUCUGCGAAGGCGAUCUCUCGCCAGCCACGCCGAUGAUCCUCGAAGUCCUUCAAGUUUCCUUUCCCGGCUCUUCUGUGUCUUCGUGUCGGGCGCCUUUGCCGCCGUCCUCGGCUCCAGACGAAAACUUGGCGCUCCUGGUGUCUGACGGCCGGUACGUCAUUCGGGCUAAAGUCGCGGACUCGUUCCUCGCGUUCUAUCUCGCGCGCGUCUUUCGCGGGCGCGGCAGAGACGCGCGAGGCCUCUUUGCUGCGCAUGCCGGGGAUAGGAAUGGCAGGGCGACGCGCGAGUUUCCACGCCUGAAGUUUCAUCGCAUCUUCGUCCAGGGUGCUUCGCUCGCAGGGCUCUCGGAGCCCUGCUGCCCUCUGGAGCUGCCGGCGUCUGCUUGUCUCGUUCUCCAUGCCUCCACGUGCCGGCCUUUGUUUUCUCCUGCUCGCCGGUAUUUUCCGUUUCUUUCUCUCGCGUGCGUGACCUCCUCCCCUUCUGUACUGUGCCCGCCGUGGCUGAUGUCUCGUGAGCCUCUGUUUCGUGGCGUCUCUGCUUCCGCGCCGGCACUGCUGUCGGCAGCGUCAGCUGCCUCUUCUUCUGCGUCUCUUCUUCUGAACUCUCCCUUCUCUCUGUCGCCCGCCGCGUCCGCGGGCCUCUUGCUCCGCGCAGCUUAUCCGCUCGGUCGCUGGCGCGGGGGGAGAGGCGAGGAAGGAGAAGCGCGUGGCGGACAUGGGGAGCAAGAAGCGCGUCCGAAGCGGAGGCAUGCGGAGGAGGAGGAGCGCGGCGUGCCGCACGCACUGAAGGCGCUUCGGCGAGGAAUGACCGGCGAGGUGUCGGUGGCUGAUGUCGUUAUCCUGCGGAAAGGGCCUCUCCUGUACCGCGUCUGGCGAGACCGAAGACAAGAGAGUUGCUCGGCGCCGGCGCGACCCGAAGCCUCAGGGAAGCGACGCGGGACGGAGGAGAAAGACGCAGAGGACGCGGCAGAUGGCAGCGAAAGCAGUGGAGGGAGAGAAGUCGUGGUGAUGACGGAAUCCGAGUUCUCCGCCUGGAAGCAAAGGCAAGAAGACGUUCUGGGGCGGAGGCGACAGGAAGAGUGGGAGUGCCUCAGAGAGCGCAUCGACGCGCUGAGGAUGAAACUCGACGAGCGCAGACAAAGAAAAAAAGCCCGGUCAGAGGUCUGCGCCGCGCGGCGACGCGAAGAGCAGGCGGGUUUGGUUGGCGGUGUAGCAAACGGGAUCCAGCCAGUCAGAGAGGGCAGUUCCCACAGCGUCGCCUGCGCCGCGGCGCCGGUGUCUCGCAUGAUCAGCAUGGAGUCUGAACGAAGCACGCAAGCUGAGGAACCUGAAGACGACGCGAAGGACGAAGACGAAGAGGAACUGAGAGAUUUGGAGAGGCAAGAACGGCGUCUGGCGGACGCCUGGUCAGCGGAUCGGCAAGGGGUUUUGAAUCAGGGCAAAGCGCAAAUUGAAUUUCUUGUUCUCGACACUCUUUUUCUUCUCAAGCUUUCCGCCCUCGCGCUCCAGUCGAGUUUUUCCGCCCGUGGCUCUCCCUCCCUGGACUCGUCGCCCGCGGCCCCGGGGUCAUCCGCGCCUUCUCCUCCCUCUUCCGUCCUUUCUCUGUCUGCACACGGCGCACAGGGGCCGGCUGUCUCUGCUUCCGCGGCUUCUGUCGAAAAACGCCCUUUGUCCUCGCCGUUUGACGCGGCUUCACUCGUGCCUGCUGCAGUCUCUUCGUAUUUGUCUCCAGAGUCUGCCUCUUCUCGUCCUCAGUCUAGUUCUCCCUUCGGGUCCUCUUCUUCUGCCGCCUUCUCGGCUUUUGAUGGAAGUGCUGCUGCGUCGGCGUCCUUUUCCCCGUGCAUCCCUGUCGAUUCAAGCGCGCCCGCUUUCUUUGUCUCGCAGCGAGACAUCGAGAGUGCCCUCGAGUCCGCGGUGGAGGCCGAAGACGCCACGAAGCAAGACGUGCAAGUUGCAGCGGGUGGCGCCGCCGCGGGGAGAAGCGCGGCGCCUCUCGAGGCCGGAGGGCAAGCAGACUUCGAGGCGAGCCGCGACUCUGCAGACGCUCCUCUGCCGCUCCUAGGGCCUCUCCCGCAGCGCGCCCCUGCUGGCGAAGGCGCAGGUAGCCCGGCGGCUGCGCGGUGCGUCUUUCCGGCGUCAGGCGCGGCGGCCGCGGAGCCUCUCGCGCAACUCUUCCUUCAGAGUCUCGCAGUGCUGACGCUCUACGCCGGCGGAGCCGAAGACGAACAAGAGACGGCGCUGAGGGACCUCGAAGAGGGAGAGAGAGUCAAGCUGUCGAACCUUUCCUGCGCCUCAGGCGCUCAGGCGCGGGGGGGCCUGCAAAGCGCUCGAAGCCCGGGCGACCUCGUGGCUGCCGCCGAAGACGAGGAGAAGCGGUGGCGAGCUACUUGGCUUGGCAACGCGCGGUUUCGGUUGCUGCGGAUGUAUGGAACGAACCGCGUGGCGCCGGGAAGCUCUCGCCCGCUUCCAUUUGCGUUGCCGCUGUCGAUGCUUGCGAACGCCUGCCGAGAGGAGCUUCACUUGCUGCAGCUGUCGCGUGCCUCUAGCGCCUUUAGCGCCUCUAACUCGCUUGCAGCUUCGCCGAUGCAGGCCAGUGGGUGUUCCCCUCUGCGCGCUGCUACUCCGCACUCGCUGCCUCCGCCUUCGGUGCGCGGCUGCUCUCCGGUUUCGAGUCACGCGUCGCUCCUAGAGAGUAGGAAGCAAGCGAGUGCGGAAGACGAAGACAUCGAGGAAGAGAACGGAAAACCAGAAAAGUCUGAAGCGACAGAAGACGCCGGGAACAGGUCCCAGCGAGGGCGCCACGGAGCGUCUCGCACGGGGGUCGCCUCCCCGCAGGUGGUAAAAAACGAAGGUGAAGAAGAGCGAAGAAGGCGUCAACCGGUGAGGCAGACGAGAGGAAGGAAAUCGGCCGUCAGUCAGUCAUCGAGCGGCGACGCAAGCUUGAAGGAUAAUGCUCGGAAGAGAUGCCGAGAGGAAGGCGGACGCGACACAGAGGAGAUGAUUCAGGGUCUCGCCGCGGCGAGCACAGAAGAGAAGAGAGAGGAGGGAAGAGCGAAGGAACAGGAGGACGAAGGAAAGGGCGCGAAGGAACUGAUGAAAACGGCGGCAGGUUCUGCACGUGAUUGUAUCGAAGAAGAAGGAUGCCUCAACAAAGUCGGUUCAAGGCCGUCCUUUGGAAAGGCGGGUGACGCGACGACCGCUUUGAAGACGCCGAAAGAGAACAACGCGAAAAGGGCCCUCUCUUCGCUGGCUCGCCGCUGUCUGGCCUGGACCCCAGCCCCCGUGUGCCUCGGACUGUUUCGUCUUCCUCUCUUCUCACAGGCACACCGGCUCGCGCUUCUACUCAACUCUGAACAAAGUGCCUUCGAGUCUCGGGAGAGAGGCGACGAGGCACUCGCGCGCCAGGCGAAGAGCGUGCGGGAGGCUGGACGGCAAAGGCAGCUGGACGCGUGCGAGGGACAAGACAGCUCAGCGGCGCGAAGGGGAGAAAGGCAAGAGCAAAGUGGAGGAGUCCACUCUGCCGCAAAUGAGCCGCUGGAGCGUGGAGACGGAAUGCCCGCCGAGGGCGAGGCAGCGUCUUGGCGCGCGUGGGUAGCAGUUGGUGGGCGAUGUAUCCCGCCUCUCGAGCCUUCCGGUGUGGUGCCUGGGAUGAUGUACGACCUUGUCGGCGUCCUCAUUCUCCUCGAGGCUCACCAGCCUCCUUCGAUGCCCGCGUCUGCUUCGUUGCUCGCGUCUGGGGGAUCCCGGGGAAGCGCGCUGCUCUCCGGAGUUGUCGCCUUUCUAUGGACUUCUGCAGGCUGCCUGUGCCGAGCGCGCAUCAGGCCAGCGCGUGGUGCCUGGCGCAACGCGCCGGCCCACAGGCUCACUGCCUCUGCGCCCGCUCUGGAGGAGGCUGGGGAGGACGAGGGAAUACGCGAGGGAGGCGGGGAAGGCUGCAGCGUGCUGCUGCGGUACCGGCAGAUUCUUCUGGGCGCAGAUCUUUGCCGAAGGCGAGAGGCGGGGGGAGUCCGCGCAGGGCGCCGCCACGGAGACGCGACCGGCCUCCCCGGCGCGCACACUGAAGAAGACGGCCUCCGGAGGUGGUGGCUGGUUCAGGCGGGAGACAGCGAAGACGAAAGAGAAGCGACCCCCGCAAGCGACGAGAGAAGUCCGUCUGGGCGCUUGUCGUCCUCUGGCGCGCCUUCUUCGGGUCCGCCAGGGUCUGGCGCCGCCGCUGCAAGAGCUCGAGCGCCGAGUGUCUCGGACUCUCUGCGCUGGGCGGUCUUCCAGAAUGUUGAGUUUGAGAGUCAUGACGCCGCUCUCGGCAUCUUCAACUUCUCCGCGUCUGCUCGCCUCCUCCACGUCGCGAGCGGGCCUAUCUCUCUCCCCUUUCUGUCGCGAGCGCCUUUCUCGUCUUCUUCGCCAGCGCACCGCAGCGCGUGGAAAGCAAGCCUCCGCACUGCGGAAGUGCGAGGCCAGCGGCGCGCGGGAGAGUCAGGUGCGCAGGCGGAUGUGGGAGGUCCUACAGCGAAGAAGCCCGAGCGCCGCCCUAGGCAAAACGCGGAAGCGAGCGCACGCAAGCAGGCGGAGAACGACGCCAGCAAGGGCGCGGGAGAGGCAUCCGAAGAUGCGGAAAACGAGCAGGCGAGCAGUCUCUCAGGAGCAACAAAGCGCGAAGAAAGCGCACGAAGACCAGGAACGCAGUCGUGCGGAAACAGAAGCAGACACCUGCAGAAAAACGCGACAUGCGCGACUGAGGCGCCGCGUGAAAAUGCAGAAAAAGGGACUGAGGACGCGGCCGAGCGUCCCGGAGACGGCGGAGACGGAAAAAAGAGAUGCCUUGAGCUCAGCGAAGGCAUAACGACAAAGCAGCACCCGAGUCUCGCGAGGGCGCGGCUGGAUCGCGACUCGCUGCCUCUGUGGUGGAAGGAUGGCGCAUGCUUCUCAGACAAGAGGUUCGCCGAGAAGACCAAAUCGUUCGAAUUCAUUCGAGACGAGAUUCGGGAGUUGCUGUGCACCUUCGGAGACUCAAGACUGAAUCAACCAGGCGAAGGCGGGUACGAAGAAGCGCCAAAGAAACGAAAACUAGCCGAAGCGCGAGACAGAGAGGAAACUGAAGUGUGUGGAGAAACCGAGGGUCAGCGAAAUUCGCUCUCAGGUGCACAGGCGGCCUUUCGCGCUCUUCAGUCGGCACGGGCGAGAGUCGCAGUCGCUGUCGGUGCGGGAAAACAGGCAUUUUUUGUUAGCGAGUUCUAA